CCGUGUUCCCAGUUGAGCUAAACGCGCCAACGAAGAAGUUCGUGUACUACGUCAGGGCAGAGUGCGUUGUUGCAGAGUCACUGUGAGUGUUUCGUGUGUAAACAAGAUGUUGGAGAAAGAAAAGUCUAGAACUAGACAAGUAGAUACUGCUUAAAAAAAUAGAUUCGAUUGCAAUUUAAUUUGUGUUGCUUGUGGAAAGCUAAACCUAAUAAAACAAAUGCAAUAGAUCGCGUUUGUCGCGAAGACAAUCGAUGAGGACACAUUGCUAACAGUUAGCUAGCCACCUCACUGUUGCUUACUACACAUUCGAGGCCCGUUGUUGCAGGGUCUGAUUGCCACUGCAUGUCCAGGCCAUCCGCAAUCUGGACUGUGGGCAGGAUAUCCUGAGCCAGCGGUGCGUGGGGGCUGCCUUAAUUGACAUCCAGAAUCACAACCACAUAAGACUUCUGACCCAUUGAAGCGUGCGGAUCGUUUUCGUGAUGUUGUCAGCUAACCCGAGGAUUCCAAAAGGCUUUCAUUAUAAGCUGGGUGGCUGUUCACUACAACCUCCUCCCACGAUGGAGGCAGGAGGAAAAGACUGUGAGGAUGAGACCCUACAGACUGCCUUCAAAAAGCUCCGGGUAGAUGCUGAAAGCUUGUCUACCACUGUGCACGUCUGUGAGACGUCCGUAAGACCAUCACUCCGAGAGUGGUUACCAGAGGGGGCGAAGCCCAAACUAAGCUGCCCCAAGGAGAACUGGCAUGGUUGUAUGAGGAAGACGUCGAGAGGAGCCGUGAGAAGUCAAAGACGCCGGAGAUCCAAGUCUCCCAUCCUCCACCCUCCAAAGUUCACCUACUGUGGCUCCAAGAUGUCUCCCCCGCCUGGCCACCUGAAGCACAAGAACCUGCCGGAGGCCGAGGGCUGCAGCUCCUUCCUGGGGGUCCCCGUCAAUAACGAACUGCUCUCCUCGGUCCAAUCCUCCUCUGUGUUUGGUGGUGCUGGCUACGAGCCCCACAUCCCUGCUGCCUCUGGGGAAGGCCCCACAGCCAGGCUGGAGGGCGAGGGUGUCACAGAGGCAGCUUCCUGCGUGGGGGCUGACCCUGUAGCUGGGGCGAGUGUGAGUGGAGCUGAAGCCAGAGCUGGAGCUGUGCCCUCUGACUUCCAGUCCCUGUCAAAGCUUCACGAGGGCGGGGGCCUGUGCCCCUGCGCUCGGAGCAAGGGCCAGUGUCAGUGCCCGGGCUGGCAGGGCGUGGAGGUCUACUCCUUUACGGGCCUCCGUAACGUCAUCUCAGAGUGCGAGAGGAACUUGGCGAGCCCUGAGGACGCGUCCCAGACCUCCCCGCACCAGAGAACUCAGACCGCCGGGUCCACCACAUCAGCAUCAAGCUCCCCGCGUUCCUGUUCCGAACAGGCCCGGGGCUAUGUUGAUGACAUCACAAUAGAGGACCUUUCUGGUUACAUGGAGUAUUAUCUUUAUAUUCCCAAGAAAAUGUCACAUAUGGCCGAAAUGAUGUAUACUUAAAUUAAUAAAUAAUUCAAUAAAAAUAUAGAUUUUUGUGGAGUGACUUAAUAAAUGGUAAGGCAUGAAGUAAUUUAUAUAUAAUGUUGAACUGUUUACUCUGCGGAGUUUCUACAUUCUCUUCUGUUCAACUCCAGUACCAGAGCUGAAACACACAUUGAAUUCUUAUUACUUUUGAGUUAUUUGUUUUCCUUUCGUUAUUGAUGAUUGUUCUUAUUUCUGGUUUACAAAUGAAGUUGCCAAAGCUCUAUUGCAAAAACUGCAGGUGGGAUUUGUGGGUAUAUGCGAAAAUGUAAUGGCAUGUGUAAUUGUUUUCCAUGGCCAAGGAAGUUCAUUGUCUGUAGUUUCCAUUUCACUUUAAUAAAACCUUUUUGUUGAAAACAAA
Molecule: messenger RNA, 1884 nt
Organism: Coregonus clupeaformis (lake whitefish)
Lineage: Eukaryota; Metazoa; Chordata; Actinopteri; Salmoniformes; Salmonidae
Gene: oser1
Product: oxidative stress responsive serine-rich 1
Exons: 5
Coding region: 480-1502 (340 amino acids)
Biological process (GO): cellular response to hydrogen peroxide
Source: RefSeq, a predicted model, not a curated record